AUGCUUUGCCGUGGAUGGGAAGUUUCGUACCGUCCACCAUUGUUGCCGAGAACCGUCGCCGCCCCUAGCGGUCCCGUCGCCGCUCCCCUUCCUACGCGGCCCCGUCGCCGCCAUGACGCGACCCCGUCAGUGGAGGGGGUGGGGGUGGUGGUGGGAGUGGUGGCUGGGGUGGAGGUGUCGGUGGCGGCAGUGGAGGCGGAGGAGGCGGAGGCGGUGGCGGAGGGAGCGGAGGCGGCAGAGAUGGCGGAGGCGGCGGGGGUGGCGGAGGCGGCGGAGGCAGCGGUGGAGCUGGUCGCGGCUCUGUGUAGAGGAGUGGCUCCGGUGGUGGUCCGCGCCAGCAGCAGCACCGCAGUCGUGAGAUCCCGUACCCCCAACAGCUUCGUGAGUGUGCGGGGGCUCGCACUCCACCCAGCGCUGCUUCGGCCGGACGCGUGGCGUCACCAGUUCCCUGACGCCACUGAGAUCCCUCGCUGGGGAGAGUUGUCUAGGGCGGGGGUUGCUAUCUUUGAUCUUGAUUUUGAUGCUAUUCUUGCUGCCAUGUAUGCUGUGUCUACUAGUGAUGAGGGUGACUGUUACCUGUGUGUUCCGCCUGACCCGGGCAUUGAGGCUGCUGCUCUAAGUGCUGGUGAGGCUGCUGUUCUAGGUGCUAGUGCGUUUGCUGCCUAG
Messenger RNA from Closterium sp. NIES-65, 666 nucleotides. The record is from the annotation of a GenBank genome assembly. Lineage: Eukaryota; Viridiplantae; Streptophyta; Zygnematophyceae; Desmidiales; Closteriaceae.